Molecule: messenger RNA, 2024 nt
Organism: Danio rerio (zebrafish)
Lineage: Eukaryota; Metazoa; Chordata; Actinopteri; Cypriniformes; Danionidae
Source: RefSeq, a predicted model, not a curated record
UAAUAAAGUGGCCGGUGAGUGUAUGAAUUUUGUUCAUCUCUAUACUGCCCCCUAGUGCUAAUUCAUUUAAAUCUAAAUGUUUUUUUUCCCCAAAAUAAAAACCUGCAUUUUAUUUUAAGUAUGUUGAAUAUUAUUUUAAUGACCCACAGUGAAAAAAAAACAAUCAAAUUGACGCGUAUUACAACCCAGAAUCCAGUGUUUGUGAUGUUAGGGUUUAUCCAAACUAACGGCAGCUUCCUGUGAGCCAGAGGAUGAAGGGAGGGAAGGAAACAAAAAAAAAAAAAAGAGUGAAACAGACAGAAAGAGGCAGAAAAAGAGACAUGCAGCACAGAUAGGGUUGAGAGACUGACUUUCUCUUGCUUUUUUGAGGUGAAGAUGGUCAGCAUGUUUUUAGCACAGGGGAUUUGCUUUCCAUCAUUUAAGGCUCUUUCUUUGGGUGUCAUCUGAGUGUCAGAUCGUUGGCCCUCAUUUUAACAUUUCUGUUUGAUGCUCCAGACCAACUGCAUCUUUCCACAUGUGUAGAUCCAGCAUCCAAACUACAGAGAUGACCCAUACCGAGGGUUCAUCCAACCUCAACCUCACCUCAACCCUCGCCACUAACACCUCUCCACCAAACCGUGAGCCUUACCUCCACAGAUUGGCCCACUUAGACGAGGGGCUCUAUAAUGACUUCUACAGCCUAUGGAUUGCUCUGGUGGUGAUCAACACGCUCAUCUUCAUGGUCGGCAUGACCCUCAACAGUCUGGCUUUGUACGUUUUCUGCUACAGAACCAAACCCAAAACCACAUCGGUCAUCUACACCAUUAACCUGGUGGUGACGGAUCUAUUGGUCAACCUUUCGCUCCCUACUCGCAUCGUACUCUACUACAGUGGAGGAAAAUGCCUCAGUUGCUCUUACAUGCACAUAUUCAGCUACUUUGUCAACAUGUAUUGUAGCAUCCUCUUCCUCACCAGCAUCUGCGUGGAUCGCUACCUAGCCAUCGUUCAAUCUGAAGCAUCGAGAAAAUGGAGAAACCCCAAUAUAGCCAAAGCGGUUUGCGUUUGCAUUUGGUUGUUCGCCAUUGUUGUGACAUAUUCGCUUUUAACAACGGCGUUCAAGCAAUCUGGUCUUUCGAAACUCUUUGCAUUGACCAUAUUUGAGUUCUUCUUGCCAAUGGUGAUCAUUGUAGCAUUUACCAUACGAAUAGUGUGCGCUCUUUCCAGUCCAGGCCUUAUGCAGCAGAGUCGCGACAGACGCAUGAAGGCCAUGCAGCUUCUGUCGACUGUUUUGGUGAUCUUUACCAUCUGCUUCACGCCGUUUCACGUCCGUCAGGUUCUCUUUUAUUUCCACCCAGAUCUUCCUCAUCAUGUGAUUGUGUAUCAUGUCACUGUGACUCUCAGCAGCCUCAACAGCUGCUUGGAUCCGGUGGUUUACUGUUUCGUCACUAGUAACUUUCAGUCGACUAUGAAGAGGUUUUUCAGAAAUAAGGAGAGAGAGCAGACGAGUGGAGACAUUGCGAGCAUCCAGAAAAGCUCCAAGGCUUCAGGGGCAGUGAUUGCUUUGGAUAUUGGGAAAAGAAUGAAUAUGAACAGCCGAUCUGCAUGAGAACCCACAUGUUAACUGUGUGGGAUUCAGAUGGUUGGCAUUAGAAUGUCGAACCACUGGAAUUUGUGAUUGUUAAUCAGCAAAACUGUAAAUAGCUUGAUGUAGAUUUUAUGAGACUUCAACUUUGCAACUUGUUAUUUUAACUAUAAUGACCAUACCAAAAUACCAAAACCAAAUACCAUACCAAAUCAAUGUUAAAAACAUAUUUUACACACACACACACACACACACACACACACACACACACACACAGCCUACUGUAUAAGGGACAGUGCACCCCCUCUCCCACAAUAAACAAGCAAACACUGAUAAAAUAGUGUACCAUUAGGUCCUCCUGGUGUAGUGCAUGUGUUGUUUUCCCCUGCUUUUAGCUGAGGUCAUUGGUGAUUCAUACCAUUCAUACUAACAGUUAGUGUUACCAAUCUGAGAAGACCUGUGU